This is a messenger RNA of Alligator mississippiensis (American alligator), 1828 nucleotides long. RefSeq names its product cytochrome P450 2J2. Gene Ontology annotation, cellular component: intracellular membrane-bounded organelle; cytoplasm. The transcript is spliced from 9 exons. NCBI's taxonomy places the organism in Eukaryota, Metazoa, Chordata, Crocodylia, Alligatoridae. Gene Ontology annotation, biological process: xenobiotic metabolic process; arachidonate metabolic process. The record is from RefSeq and is a predicted model, not a curated record. The coding region runs from base 84 to 1574 and encodes 496 amino acids. Gene Ontology annotation, molecular function: heme binding; iron ion binding; oxidoreductase activity, acting on paired donors, with incorporation or reduction of molecular oxygen, reduced flavin or flavoprotein as one donor, and incorporation of one atom of oxygen.
CUGCACCUGUGCUUAAAAAAUCCUGGAUCUGCCCAGGCAAGCUAUAUGUCACCAGUGAUAUUUUUUUUUCAAUCAGAGGAGCCAUGGAAAGCAGAAGUGACAUGCUGAUGAUAAGUGAGGUGCUCAUCUUCCUGGUUGUGUCCCUGGUCAUCGCACAAUUUUUGAAACUGCAGUGGGCACACAGGCAGCUUCCUCCUGGACCAAUGCCACUCCCCAUUUUUGGAAGCCUGUGGCAGCUGAACUUUCAAGCUAAUCACAAGAUGCUUGAAAAGUUGGCAAAGCUUCACGGCAACAUCUUUACCUUCUGGCUGGGGCACACCCCUGCAGUUGUGCUGUACAGAUUUCAGGCAGUGAAGGACGGUCUGACCACCCACCCUGAAGAUGUCUCUGGGCGGAUGGAAACCCCUGUCUUCAAGCAAAUGGCCAAUGGAAAGGGUAUUCUGCUAUCAAAUGGUCAUACCUGGAAGCAGCAGAGACGAUUUGGGAUCAUAAGCCUGCGGAAACUGGGAAUGGGGAAGAAGAGCCUGGAACACCGGAUACAGAAGGAAGCCCAUCACCUGGUGGACAACUUCAUGACUACGAAUGAAAAACCGCUGGACCCUACUUUUCCAGUUGUCCAUGCAGUCUCGAACGUGAUGUCUGCUGUGGUGUUUGGACAUCGCUUCUCCAGAGACGAUGAAACUUUCCACCGGCUGAUUGAAGCCUUUGAUUGUAUAGUGGCUUUUGGGAACAGUCUCACUUACUUUCUGUGCGAAAUUCUCCCAGGUGUGAUGCAGUAUCUUCCAGGACCUCAAAAGAAGGCAUUGGCUUGCUGUGAGUUUAUCCAUUCUUUCAUAAGGAAGGAGAUUGAAAGCCACAGAGAGAGUGGCAUAGCAGACGAAUCUCAGGAUUUCAUCGACUGCUACCUGGAGCAGAUGGCUAAAACUAAAGAUGAGCCCAACUCAACAUACGACGAAGACAACAUGAUUCAGUCUAUUUUUGACCUAUUCAUGGCAGGUACAGAGACCACAACUACUACGAUGCGCUGGGCACUCAUGUUUAUGGUGCUUUAUCCUGACAUCCAAGAGAAAGUCCAGCAGGAACUGGAUGCUGUGCUGGGUCCCUCCCACACAAUCUGCUACGAAGAUCGCAAGAAACUGCCCUACACAAAUGCUGUGAUUCAUGAGAUCCAGCGCUACGGGAGCAUUGUUUUAAUUACAAUCCCCAGGAAAAGUGUGAAGGACACAGUGCUGCUGGGGUAUCCGAUUCCAAAGGGUACCCUGGUUAUCCCCGUUUUAGACUCUGCCCUGUAUGACCCUGAGCAAUGGGAGAUUCCUAAGCAGUUCAACCCCAAUCACUUCCUGGAUAAGGAUGGAAACUUUGUGAGCAGAGAAGCCUUCUUACCAUUUUCAGCAGGCCACCGGGUAUGUCUGGGAGAGCAGAUGGCAAGGAUUGAGCUCUUCAUCUUCUUCUCCAACCUGCUGCGGGCGUUCAAAUUCACCCUGCCAGAGGGAGUGACGGAAAUCAACACAAAGAUUAUUUUUGGGAGCACGAUGCAGCCCCAUCCAUAUAAACUCUGUGCAAUUCCUCGCUAGAGGGCGGCACCUCAACCAAUCAGGGACAGGACUAUUCCUCAGAACCAUUUCCCAAGAUGAAUUUCCCCCCUCUGUGUCUUAUUCUUUUGCCCUUUUUGGCCAUACGCGAGCAUCAGUCUCUCCCACUGACAGUUGCUCUCUUGAGCUAUCGCACCCGGAGGAAAGCGCCAGGAGAGCGUGCCUGCUUCGCUAUUUUCUUGCACUCAGAAAAGUUCUGUACCUUUCUUCCAGAUGUGCCACAAAUUAAAAAUAUA